AUCAAUAAUUCACCCCUCCAUGGAAACCUCUCCUCCAACUUCCGCUUAGCUCGCGCUUGUGAGGUCCCGUCGAUUUUCUCGAUCUCUUGCUGUGCUUUUGGGCAGAUUCAAGACUUUUUAGCAUUCCUUCAAUAUGGGUAAAGAAAAGAUUCACAUCAACAUCGUCGUUAUUGGCCACGUCGAUUCUGGCAAAUCCACUUCGACCGGUCACUUGAUCUACAAAUGCGGCGGCAUCGACAAACGUACCAUAGAAAAGUUCGAAAAGGAGGCCCAAGAAAUGGGCAAAGGUUCCUUCAAGUACGCUUGGGUCCUGGACAAACUUAAGGCAGAGCGGGAACGUGGUAUCACCAUUGACAUCGCUUUGUGGAAAUUCGAAACGGCCAAGUAUUACGUCACCAUUAUCGAUGCACCGGGACACAGAGAUUUUAUCAAGAACAUGAUCACUGGUACUUCACAGGCCGAUUGCGCUGUACUAAUCGUAGCUGCAGGUACUGGAGAAUUCGAAGCGGGAAUCUCGAAAAAUGGCCAAACUCGCGAACACGCUCUGCUAGCCUUCACCUUAGGAGUUAAGCAGCUCAUAGUAGGAGUCAACAAGAUGGACUCGACCGAGCCGCCUUAUUCAGAAACGCGUUUCGAAGAAAUUAAGAAGGAAGUAUCUUCGUACAUUAAAAAAAUCGGUUACAACCCAGCCGCUGUAGCUUUCGUUCCGAUUUCCGGAUGGCACGGCGACAACAUGUUGGAGCAAUCCGACAAGAUGCCUUGGUUCAAGGGAUGGUCUGUAGAACGCAAGGAGGGCAAAGGUGAAGGUACAACUUUAAUUGAGGCACUGGAUGCGAUCCUUCCGCCGUCCAGACCGACCGAGAAGCCUCUAAGACUUCCGCUACAAGACGUUUACAAAAUCGGCGGUAUUGGUACUGUGCCAGUAGGCAGAGUUGAAACUGGUAUUCUGAAACCAGGUAUGGUUGUGACUUUCGCGCCUGUUGGCUUGACUACGGAAGUAAAAUCUGUAGAAAUGCAUCACGAAGCUUUGCAGGAAGCAGUUCCAGGAGAUAACGUCGGCUUCAACGUCAAGAACGUUUCGGUUAAAGAACUAAGACGUGGCUACGUUGCAGGCGAUUCCAAAAACAAUCCUCCUAGGGGAGCUUCCGAUUUUAUGGCUCAGGUCAUAGUUCUGAACCACCCUGGCCAAAUAGCGAACGGCUACACACCCGUCCUGGAUUGCCACACGGCUCAUAUCGCUUGCAAAUUCGCGGAAAUCAAAGAAAAGUGCGACCGCCGUACAGGAAAAACCACCGAAGAGAACCCGAAGGCGAUAAAAUCGGGCGACGCGGCCAUUGUGAAUCUGGUGCCCUCGAAACCGAUGUGCGUCGAAUCGUUCCAAGAGUUCCCGCCGCUCGGACGGUUCGCUGUACGCGAUAUGCGUCAAACGGUCGCCGUGGGCGUUAUAAAGUCUGUUUGCUUCAAAGAUACAGCCGGCAAGGUCACGAAGGCCGCCGAGAAAGCCCAGAAGAAGAAAUAACUAGGCUUAGUGCCGCCUUCUACCGCCAUGGGCAACAAGGAAAUCUUCAUCAUUUACUAUUAUUAUUAUUUGUUGUUUAGGUGGUUGCAGCGGAAUUAUUUUCAUCGGAAGGAGUUCAGAAGGAAAGACACUGUUCGUUUAGAGUGUUUAGUUUUUAUUUUACUCUCGUCUGUGGCAUAAUAACCGCUACGAAAUUUUAUCUCUUACUUUAACCUACGAGUCGUGUCCUUCCAACGUUAAGUCGUUAAUUAGGCUAAAACUGUUGUAAUAAAAAACCGAGCUGUCAAGAAUAUCAUCUUACAGCUGUCAAUCGCCUUUGCAAUCAUUUCGAUAUUUAAAAUCGACGAAUAGAUUGAAGUAAGAUUUAAAAUUUCUACAGGUUAUUUAUUCCUUUAGAG
Molecule: messenger RNA, 1917 nt
Organism: Psylliodes chrysocephalus
Lineage: Eukaryota; Metazoa; Arthropoda; Insecta; Coleoptera; Chrysomelidae
Source: the annotation of a GenBank genome assembly